AUGGUUAAAGUUAAUAGCCCUAAUAAAAAGCAGAGCCCAUAAAAGCAUGAAUAAGAAAAACAGAUUUUAAUUGACUAAGGAAAUCACUAGAAAGAAGAAGGCAAUUUGUUAGAACCAUUGAAAUAGGAGGAUUCAAAAGAUUCGCCUGAUAAAAAUGACAAAAAACUAUAUCUAAAUCUAUCUAGUCUGAAUGAAAUUAAUAGCUAAAAUGAAGGGGAUUUUGAUAAUAAUAUUUAAGGUAGAAAUAAUAGCAAUAGCAGCUCAUAGUUUUACUUCAAUGGAUAAAAACCUUCAUAUAAUCAAUACAAUAAUAACUACUUUUCACUUGAUUAGUAAACAAAAAAUGAACUUAACAAUGCAGAGCGUAAACUCGCCAAACGCUCUUUUGACUAAAUCUGGAAAAAGAAUGAGAAAUAUACAAAGGAGCAAUAUAAAUUUGAGUACGUUCUUUAGAAGUUACUUGAUUAGCUCGAACUAGAAAUAUAUAUGAAAGCAGGAGAAAAAAUAAAUUAAAAGUACAGAGACAAUGUAGAUAAAGUCAAGAAAAACUUGAAUCUAUUAUUAAAAUUUCCUGAAGUUUCGAGUUUAUUUUUACUAGAAAAGGUGAGUAUUUCCAAGCUCAGAGUAAAAACUGAAAAAUUCAGGAAAACUUGUAUAACACUAGAGAGAAAGAAAAGGGAAAACAUGAAAAAGGCAGAACUUGGUACUUAGGAUUCAGACCAAACAUAUGAAAGCCUCAACGGGUCUGCUAAUUUUUCGGAUAUAGAAGAGAAUGCUGAGGAUAUGACUGAUUUAGUUAUGAGCUACUAAAAUAAAUCUGGACAUUAAUUCCUCUGCCCAUAUAACCCAACAGAGGAAUACAAAUUGUGGAAAAGGUAUUAAGUCAAGCCAAAACCAAUAUUUUACGAUCCUGCAGAAGGAGAGACUCCUCCUGAGAAAAAUACAGCUCCGAGAGGGUCAAUCUUAUAGGUAUGGGAGGGAAAAAUUAAGUUCUCAAGGAUAUUAGAUCCAAUCAAAGGCCAAUUACAAUCUUCAAAGGAUAUUAAAAUGUUUCAAUGCCUCUAGAAAUGGCAGUAAACUUUCAAUAUCAGCGGCAAAGCUUCUUCAAUUGAAGUAAUGAAAUACUUUCUGAGCAAUUCUAAGCCACAGUAUUUUAUAAGUGGAGUUAUAAAGUAUGAUGAAGAGGACUUGGAAUAGGUCACUCUCUAUAAUGAGUUAUAUAAUUCAAUGAAAUAAGAUGAUAAAUUUAGUGUGAUUAAGCCCUAUUAAGAUAACUCACUUACUCUCUAUUUAUUUCCUUAUCUACCUGAAAAUGAGAAGCAUUUUUAGGUUGUUAGGCAUUUGGGCAUAAGUGAAGAAUUAUUUGAUGAUUCUAAGCUUUAGAUUAUGUUCGCUGGAUUUAUUAAGUAAAAGAUGAGUUUAAGCAGAAAUUUUAUCAACCCGAUAGUAAUAAAAGUAAAAAAUUAUAUAUAAACAGCAGACUCUAUUGAGCAGAUUAAGAAGAAGCAAUAGUAGAAAAAACAUUAGAAGUCAAAUAAAGAUAGUAAUAAUCCUCUUGAUAUGAAUAAUUUUUCCCCUAUUUCAACGGAUUAAUCAGAUAAUGAAGUACAGGAAACAAAAACUAGCAGUAUUAAAAAACAAGAUAACAGUACGAUAGAGGAAAAAUCACAAAUUAAUACAAUCGAUAAUGACCCUGAUGUUAAAGAGAUGAGAGAUCUUCUGCAGAUAGCUGAUUAAGGGCAUUAUUCACCAGAGCAAUUAUUAAAGGUAAUUUAGGAUAAACUCAAGUAAACUAAUAUGAUUGAGAGAGUAAAUACGUAUGAUGAAGUUAAGAAGCAGACAUUGUAAGAUAUCUUAUAAAAGCUUAUCAACUACACAUAACCUAAGCCUUAAUAGUUACCAAUUUAAGGGUCAUCAGCUCAAAGUCAGAACAAUAUUUCUGAAAGUUAAAAAGCUUAAAUGAUGUAUUCAAACUAAAAUGGUCAGUAAAUGCAGUUGCAAUAAUCUGUAUCCUAUCAAUAGCAGAUCUAGCUACCCUAGUAUAAUAGAGUUUAAGCAUAUUAUAAUGCAGUACCAGCUUUAAGACCUCCUCCAGCAGCAUUAGGUCAGUCUAUUUUACUAAAUUAGAAUCAAAGUUACUAAAUAAUGAAUCCACAGUAGUACAAUAUUCAGGGUUAUUAAAAUCAAUAAUUAGCAGUUCAAUAACAAAUUCAACUACAAUAAUAAAGCAUGCAAUAAUUCUAGAAUUAGCAGUUCAUGAUGAAUUAGCAAUAGAUGAUGCCGAUGAUUAGACCCCCGCCGAUUGGCUUAAGUCCAAAUUUACCUCACAGUUCAGCAAAUAAUUUACUUCAAUAGCAGAGGAGUGCUAUGAUGCAUAGUUCAUAUAGUUACAAUACCUAGAAUCAUAAGUGA
Stylonychia lemnae is the source of this 2412-nucleotide messenger RNA. Lineage: Eukaryota; Ciliophora; Spirotrichea; Sporadotrichida; Oxytrichidae. The record is from the annotation of a GenBank genome assembly.